AUGGAUCCCUUAAGAGCUCAGCAACUGGCAGCAGAACUUGAGGUGGAGAUGAUGGCAGAUAUGUAUAACCGAAUGACUGGAGCCUGCCACAAAAAGUGUGUUCCUCCUCACUAUAAGGAACCAGAACUGUCUAAAGGAGAGAGUGUUUGCCUGGACCGCUGUGUCUCCAAGUAUAUGGAUAUUCAUGAGCGGUUGGGCAAGAAACUCACUGAGCUGUCUAUGCAAGAUGAGGAACUGAUGAAGAAGAUGCAACAGGGAAUGGGGCCUGCACAAUAG
This is a messenger RNA of Staurois parvus, 276 nucleotides long. Lineage: Eukaryota; Metazoa; Chordata; Amphibia; Anura; Ranidae. The record is from the annotation of a GenBank genome assembly.